Aedes aegypti (yellow fever mosquito) is the source of this 764-nucleotide messenger RNA. RefSeq lists its product as uncharacterized. The record is from RefSeq and is a predicted model, not a curated record. Lineage: Eukaryota; Metazoa; Arthropoda; Insecta; Diptera; Culicidae. The coding region runs from base 76 to 690 and encodes 204 amino acids. The transcript is spliced from 3 exons.
AUCAUCGGAGUGCCAUCUCGUUCUCAGCUGGAAUCACCACUUACCAGUCGCUUUCUACAGCUCACCGAUACUGCAAUGUUGGUUCUAGCUACGAUCAUUACCGUCUUUCUCAAGUGUUUCGCGUACAGCGCACCAUCCAAUAAUUUUGAAGUAACACGGGGCUGCUUGCAGUAUAAUACCGACCAUGGUUACAAGCACGCACAUCCAUAUUAUCCCAUCAGCCGAUUUCAACACUUGAACGUAACCAAUGAUGACGUCAAAAUAUUCCGAAUGGGCGUCCUGGGUCCCAACGAUGGUCAUUUGCGGUUGGCCCCAACCAUGUUUCCUUACGACAAAACCGAAAUGAAUGAAAUCGUUCUAUCCGGAUGGGCAAACACAAAAACCGUAGUUCGUCAUUACACUCGGAACUCUCCCCAGGAACAAGUUUCUAAAAUAGUGCUACGGGAACAAUCGAGCAUUGGUAUGCUGUCGUACUUCAAGCCGUUUAUGUUUACCGUGGCGAUUCACCCGGGCGGUCAGGUGGAGCUCACGAGGGACGAAGAUUCCAAACCAUUUCUGCAGUACCGAGAUCCGAAGGUGUCUGCAGACUACCUAGGAUUCUGUAAUUGGGAUCGUCCGUUGGUGUUCUUUUACGAUUGCCCCCUGGAGGUGGAUCAAAGGGCUUGCGAUGGGAUUGUAUUUAGCAAAUAGUUAGUGAGCCAAUGAGAUUAGUACCGUUUUGAUUCAUAUUACGGACACUUACGGCCUCAGGGAAGUAUAACACA